Molecule: messenger RNA, 2295 nt
Organism: Mesorhabditis belari
Lineage: Eukaryota; Metazoa; Nematoda; Chromadorea; Rhabditida; Rhabditidae
Source: the annotation of a GenBank genome assembly
AUGUUCUGGCAAACAAAACCGGUCGAAGAGAACUCAUUGGAGGUUUUGCUGAAGAAAGAGACGGUUGUUUUGACAGACGUGCUCGACGAUCCAUUUCUUCUGCAGGCCAUCCGAAUUGGCGAUAAAAAUCUCCUGGAUUAUUUAACGAGAGAAGAUGUUCUUCUUGAAGUGAUGAACAACGCUCUGAAACCGACCAUCGACGCGACGCUGCCCCUUGAGAAGCAAUAUCGGCAUUCUCUCAUAUGCAGUGAAAUUUUGUCGAUCUCAUCAGAUGAAAUUAUCGAGGCCGUUUUUAGCAGUGAAGUGGUACUCUCGGUGAUCACAGAUUUUAUGAAUGAUUCUUCACAAGUGAAUCACCUGAUUGCCUCCUUUUACAUGAAAAUCGUCACCCAAUUGUUGUCGCGGAAUCCGGAAAAGAUGCUCGAGGUGUUGGAGAGCGGGAAUUUCAUCAAUCGCGCCAUCGUUCACCUCCAUCUCUCAGCUAUUGCUGAGUUAAUUCUCCGAUUGAUCACUACAUCGUAUGAAGAAAGAAUCGGAAAUAAAAUUAAGCAAUGGUGUGUCGAGCAUGGACUGAUCGAGAAUUGUUUGGCCUUGUUGGAUCCAUCGUUUCCAUCACCUGUUCAUGACAAUGUAAACUACUUGUGGACCGAAUUGACGAGAACGUUGCGGGAAAAUCUCUACACACAAGACGUUCGACAAGAUCCGUUACUCGAGAGGAUGCAAUCAACGGAAAUUAUUGAGGAUCUCAUUGCAAAAGUCAUGAAUCUGGACUCAUGCGCUGGAAUGUGCUCGAGUGUGAUAAUCAAUGUGUGCAGCAUUCUCACAGUGCUUUUGGAGACGAAUUUUGUGCCAAAUUGUCCAAGUCAACAACUGGCGGAUGAAAAGAAUGGACGAUGGAGUGGUGGAAUUCCAGGGGAAGGCAACGCAUUUCCUGUUGAUGUGUGGCAACCCGAUGGGAAACGGGAAGUUGAAACAAUUACGGCUCGUCAUGUCGAGAAGUUUCUCAAAUUGGCAACGAUGGAUCUUGAGUCUGAAACAAGAAGCAAAGCCUGGUUCUCGUUGUUACAAGUGAUCGUCGAGCUGUGUAAUACGGCCCAUUUACCCACUCAUCAACUGCUAUUAGAAGGAUUUCGAAAAGGACAACUACAAAAGCUGUUCGCUCUCGCCGUUCAACAACCAACAAUCUCCGUGUUUCACAAACAACUGCACAAGAUCAUUGCCUACAUUUUUUUCACAUCGAGCACUGAAGUGACGCCGUUGUUGAGCUACAUUUUUAAGGAAUUGGACAUUAUCGGAGUGAUUGAGGCGUACAUCAAUCCGUCGUCAUUAAUAUUGUUACCGCUGGAAUUGAUCUGCAUUCGGGCGUUUCACGCAAAUCUUGCCGAUCUCAUCAUAAACGCGUCAAAGCAUGGACCAAACAAAAGUCAUGUCGCAGAGAUCAUAAAUGCUGAUGAUCGCUGGAAAAACAUUCACCAAGUAAUCACUACGUAUAAAGAGGUGAAUCGACCCCACUCUUGCGUUGACCCCGGAUCGUUGUCGAUUAGUUCUCGAUCCGAAAACCAGCUUAAAGAUGACGAGGAAUUCUUUGCGCCCGCUCAAUCAAUGUUGGCGCCUUUGGAGAUGAAAAUACCGGCAGCUAAAUUGCCAAAACACCUCUAUGAUGAUGUUUUCGGCUUCGGUGAGCCGCUAUCAAGUGAUUUGGGAGAGGAGGGCCAUUCUUCAUCCCAAGAACAAACAAUGAGUGACAACAAGAAGCCAGAUGAUGCGGCAACACCCGAAGAAGAGUCCAAUGCGCAAUUCGAGUCCAACAAUUCGAUGUGUUUUGACGAUUGGCCAAGCACUUGUGAGCCGCUUGCAAGCAGUGAGACAAAAACGACACAAAGUGACGCAGAUCCUUUUGCUGAUUGGCCUCAAACCGAGAGUGUUUCGUCGAAAAAAAAUGAAGUAAAAACAGCUCUAGAUGAGUGGCCUACAUCGUCAAACGCCGGCUCAGAAGGCGUCAAAAUGGAUCAAUUUCCGGUCGAUUGGAAUGGCACUGAAAAAUUGGGUUCCCCAGCGGCUGCUUCGUCAUCUAUCGAAAGUGCCUCAAUCUUUCCGCUUCAUUCGGAUCAAGCGCGUUUAACCGAAGAUGAAUGGGCAUUCUUCAGCAACACACGUGGCUCUAUGACAUCGACGAACAAUCAAGAAGAUUGGCCGGGAGAAGCAAUGGGCAAGCAGAAACCAUUGAACUCGUUGAUAGAUUUUCGGCCAGCACCGACUCUAAACGCCAGUUCCGAUUCGAAUUCUUCCGAAUGU